UCUCUGGGUCCGUGUUGUUCUGCUGACUCCCACCGUUCAUACCGCCAUGGGUUGCCUGCUGCUCUUGUGGCUAGCCUUGACUCCCCUUCAGCCUGCCAGGACACAAGACGACAACAGCUGGGUGGAGGAGGAGGAAAACAUUUUGGUCCUGAACCAGCACAAUUUUGCCAGGGCUUUGCGGACGUAUAAGCUGCUCUUGGUGGAAUUCUGCGUCCCCUGGUCGGGGCAUUGCCAGGCCCUGGCCCCAAAAUAUGCCAGAGCAGCCAUGUUGCUAAAGGAGGAAUCCCUUGUGAAACUGGCCAAGGUGGAUUGCACCCAGGAGCAGACCCUGAGGGCCGAGUUUGGAAUCACUGGCUACCCUGUCCUCAAACUCUUCCGAGAUGGGAACCGCACCCACCCCAUGGAUUUCCCAGGUGAGCAGGAAGCCGCAGGCAUCGUGGAGUGGAUAAAGCGGAAAGCCGGUCCCAGUCUGGUGCUCCUCGAAGAAGUUGAUGAAGUGGCUGCUUUUGUGAAUCUCCACAAUGUUGCGGUAGUUGGAUUCUUCCAGGAUCUGCACGAUCCAGACGUGGGUCUCUUGGGCAAUGUGGCCAGUGACACUCCCGAGGUAGCCUUUGCCAUCACGGACAACCGGCUCCUCUUCCAACAGUACAAUAUUACUGAAGACACCAUCUCUCUCUUUCGGAAGGAUGAUGGUCAGAGGGUAGAUUUCUUGGUUGACGCAGAGCUGGGCCUGGAUGGAGAAGACCUGGCUCAAUUCAUCUCCGCGCAGAGCUUGGACCUGGUGAUGGAGUUCACAAAUAAGAACUCCUCCAAGAUAUUUGGGGCAAAGAUCCCACACCAUUUGCUGCUGUUUAUCAACAAGUCAGUGGAUUCCCAGCUGGGGCUCCUGGACCCCUUUCGAGAAGGGGCCGCUGCAUUCCGGGGUCAGGUGCUUUUUCUGCUGGUGGAUGUCAGUGGCGAAGGGGCCGGCGUAUUGCAGUACUUCGGCCUUAAGGGCCACGAUGCUCCCGCCCUCCGUUUCAUCAGCAUUGAGGCCAACAAAAAAUACCAGCUAGCCACAGAAGGACUCACGUCUCACAGCCUCCACACCUUUUGCCAAGAGGUUCUGCAGGGGAAACGUCAGCCCCACCUGAUGAGCGAGGAGAUCCCCAAUGACAGAGAUGAGAAGCGGGUGAAAGUCGUGGUGGGCAAGAACUUUGAGCAAGUUGCAUUUGAUGAAACCAAAAACGUGUUUGUGAAAUUCUAUGCCCCUUGGUGCCCCCACUCCAAGGCCCUGGCCCCAGCCUGGGAAGAGUUAGCAGAGAAAUACAAAGAUCACAAUAAUAUCGUCAUUGCGGAGAUGGACGCCACAGCCAACGAAGCGGCAGACUUGACCAUCCGUGGCUACCCAACCCUGUACUUCUUUCCCGCUGGGCCAGGCCGGCAGGUGAUUGAGUACAAAGGAGGCAGAGAUCUUGAGAGCUUCUCGAGGUUCCUGGAGGGGGGAGGAGGGCAGGUCCUCUCCAACGAAGAGGCUGGAGCCGCUGAGACCCCCAAAGAGCCCCGGCACGAUGGGAUGAAUCCACCAGAGGCCACAAAGUCCAGGGAGGAGUUAUAGAUCCUGCUGUCCCCCUCCUGAGCCUCACUUUCUACAGGAGGCCCCCACAGCGUCAUAAACAAUAUAAAGACCUUGAA
This is a messenger RNA of Thamnophis sirtalis, 1674 nucleotides long. It is a transcript of the gene PDIA2, whose product is annotated as protein disulfide isomerase family A member 2. Gene Ontology annotation, biological process: response to endoplasmic reticulum stress; protein folding. The record is from RefSeq and is a predicted model, not a curated record. NCBI's taxonomy places the organism in Eukaryota, Metazoa, Chordata, Lepidosauria, Squamata, Natricidae. Gene Ontology annotation, cellular component: endoplasmic reticulum. Gene Ontology annotation, molecular function: protein disulfide isomerase activity.